UUUAAUAGGCUCUACAAGGAAAUCACGGUAUCCACAUCAGACUUUUUUAUUUUUGCACCUCUGCUAAUUUAAGGCAUUUUUAACACUCCACUGCUUGGCAGCAUUUUUGUUCUCAGGGCAAGAUGUUUGAAUGAUACAAGAUUUUUAUUUUCAUUUUGGCUUAUAUACAGGUUUUGAAUUUCAUAAAUUUUAUAAUUUCAGACGAGAUAUGUCUGAAUUUACAUUGUACCGACUUUGUCUUUGGAAAACAGCAUUUCUUCUAAAGAAUUCAUACUGGAAUGAAACUCAUGAUAACAAUACUGGAGGUAAUCCUUUUUCAGCUCUACCCUCAUCAGUGGUUGAAGAUUUGAUUACCUGUGUCUUGGAACUGACUACUUCCUGUUGCCUGAAAGUGACAGAUUUGUAUCAUCUUUUGACAAGUGGCCGUGUAAAGCAUUUUAAAUUAGAAGAUGUCCUUCUGCAUACUGAAGAAUUUAUUGCAAUUCUCAUGUCACUUUCUGUUGCUUGUCAGAAUUUAUGUUCUCUGACUCUAAAAGAUGUAUAUUGUUCUGAUGCUCAACCUGGUUCUGGAGCAUUAAGAAAGAGUGCUGCUCUUGAAUGUGUUCUCAGUAUCUCGCCCCGUUUAGAAUCAAUUGAAUCAUGUAUUGAAUUUGAUUUAAAAGCAAUACGAAACUGUGAGCAGCUGAAAGUUUUGAAGUUAAACUUUGUUCCUAAAUGCCGUCUAUAUGAUUUUCUGGAAGAAGUUAAUGGUUAUUUUUGGCCUAAUACUUCUUUAACUGUUCUUGAUGUAUAUGAAGAUGUGAGGCAUCCUGUGUCUUAUUUAGAAAUUGCAGUUAUACUUAAAAAUUGUCAUGAAUUAAUAAAAAUAAAUAAUGAUGUUGGAGCAAGCUUAGAAUAUCUGCACAGUGCAGAAUUAAAUGAUGAUGCAAUUUCUACUCGUUAUAAAUUGGAAAAGUGUUAUUUAGGUAGUACAUUUUUAGCUCCUCCAUUUGCAUCUUCUUCUAUUACUGCUGUUCGUAUAGCCACAGAAACCUGCCCUUUAUUGAAGGAAGUUGAUGUUUUGGUGAGUGAUCAUGAAGUUAUUUAUGCUUUAAGUGAUUUCCAAAAUCUUAAGUCUAUUCUUCUUCAGUGGGAGCCUACAGAUGGAGGCGAUUUCCAGCUUGGGGUUCAGAUGCUACUAGAAAAAAUUGGAGCAAAUUUAAAAAUUUUAAAUAUUUUGAAUUUCUAUAAUGUUGAUUUUGCUGCAAUUGCAAGUUUUUGUCCAGAACUAGAAGAUCUUAAAAUUGAGUACCAAACUGAGGUCUGUUAUUAUGAUCCACCGUCUACAUGUUUUCAACAUCUCAAAUCAUUGUACAUUGAAAAUACUGAUGGUCAAUUUUGUUGUCGAGAAAACACAUUGAUAUUUCUUUUAUCUAACUGUACUAAUUUAUCCAUGUUGCACUUAGAAUAUGCAGAAAAUUUAACAGAUAAUGUAUUACAUAAAAUUUUAGAUAAAAAUAGUCUAUCAACUGUAAAAGAGGCUACAAUUUUAAAAUGCAGACUUUCUGCUGAAGGUGUGCGAAAUUUAAUAUUGCAUUUAAAAAUGCUAGAAUAUUUUCAUUUCGGUUCUUCACAAAUAACAUUUGAGGAGGCUGCAUCAGUAGUUCACGAGAUUAAUCCUAAUGUGAUAAUGAGGUCUCAUAUCGAUUAUGAAGGAGCAUAAAAGUCUUAAAAAUUUCAAGCUGUAAAUUUGAGUAGUUUCUGCUUUAGUGUGUAUUUUAUGGGAGUUUUAUGCUAUAUGGAAUUUGAUAUUAUGCAAGCAAAGAAAUUAUACUUAUUUUAAUUUUGUGGCAGUAUUUCUUAAAAAAGAAGCAUGAUCUUCCAUUUUUCUAAAUAAGCAACUGUUAUUUAUAGUUGUUUAUUAUUAUGUAGCUGAUUUUUUUAAUUAUAAUAAAUCUCUAAAUAAUACAGGGUGUCUCAUUUAAAAGUAUUCCAUUUUGGUUUCGUAUGACUAGUAAAAAAUGCACUUUAUUAAAGAAAUGAAUAAUUUUAAGAAAAUUAUAUAUUGCAUUUAUGACAAAAAAAUUUCCAUUUCCAUAUUUGAUUUUUGUGUGAAAUUUCUAGUCUAUUGUUAAAUUUAUGCCAUGAUAUCUGUGGCAUAUUUGAGAUUAUGAAAGAGAUGGCAGUCUGAAUUAAAGCCUGAAAAUUCUGGAUGUCUUACUUCUUUUGUAACAUAGAUGUUGUCAUUUACAAAAUCCCUGAUGAAAGGGUGACCAAUAAGUGAUAUCAAGUGACUACUGCGAUUCAGGAUUUGGACUAUUGUGUCUAAUUUAUUUUUGUAAGCAGAUUGUUUUUGGUGCUUCUUUCUGCUAUGUUAUAAUAUAUUAAAUCCAUGCCUGAGCUGUCACCGAGUUCAAGCAAAUAAGUGAUAUUAAGCAAACCAAAGAGCAAUAUGAACUUUUUCUUUCAGGCAAGACAUUUUACAUUUCACUAGACUGGUUGUAGACUAAAUAUUGGUUACUAUACUAAAUGCAAUAUGGUAUCUAUAAAAUAGCAUAUAGUAGGUCAACAUUAUUUGUCCUUUGAAUGAAGCUAUGCCAGUUGUACUUUUUCUCAUAUUUGUUUUAAUAGGGUACUUUGAAUGGGACAAUGAAUAUUUUGAUUGAAGAAUACUCAAGUAAUAUGUUUUAGAUCACAGAAGAGAUUUAAUAUUAGCUCACAGCUCUGUUUCUUGUUUUAUGUAUUUGUAAAUAGGGUAUAAUUGAAAAGCUAAUAUAAUUUUAUAAAAAUUCGGUUGUAUAUUUAUUGACUUGGAUUGUCUUGGUUAAUUGACUUUUUUCUUGUUUAAAACUUUUGAUACAUUAUUUACUUAAAAACAAUAUUUUGUUUAAAAACACUUGUAUUAUUAAAAACUAUUUUUGCCAA
Molecule: messenger RNA, 2904 nt
Organism: Stegodyphus dumicola
Lineage: Eukaryota; Metazoa; Arthropoda; Arachnida; Araneae; Eresidae
Source: RefSeq, a predicted model, not a curated record